AUGGAUACGAUACAACCUUCAACCGAUGGGAAAGCGGAAACUGCUACAACGCCAGCUCAUCCUUUGCGGUUCUGCUUCAGGGUCAAAGUGGAGGAAAUCCCUGGUGUACCCUUACAGCGCUCGAUAACCCUAGCCAACGACUUCUUGUCACAAAACUUUCAACGGGGUUUUACUUGGGAUAGCGACUAUAUUUACACGCCACAUGACAUUGCCGACAGCGGAAAGAAAUGGAUACUUCUUGAUGUGGGCAAAAACAUUUCAACAAGUUCCCAGUAUGAUGAUGUAGAGCUGGAGGUCUAUCGAGUUAAUAUCGAUGAUAAUACGUUCAAUUAUGAGAAAGCGCAUUACUCGGAUAUCCGAAGGUAUACCUCUAUUUUCCCGUGGGGUGGUCGACCAUAG
Molecule: messenger RNA, 399 nt
Organism: Colletotrichum phormii
Lineage: Eukaryota; Fungi; Ascomycota; Sordariomycetes; Glomerellales; Glomerellaceae
Exons: 2
Coding region: 1-399 (132 amino acids)
Source: RefSeq, a predicted model, not a curated record